AUGCCCAGUGGAAAAGGUAGCAAGUUAUUGCGCUAUGUGGAGCAUCGCCUUCGAGUGACGCUACACGAUGGCCGAUCGAUUGUCGGUACCUUUUUGGCAUUUGAUAAGCACCUGAACUUGGUCCUGAGUGAAGCCGAUGAAUUCCGCACGCUCAAGAGCAAGGGUGGAGCCGCGUUGCUGGAAGAACGAACCGAAAAGCGCAGUCUGGGUCUGGUACUCAUCCGAGGAGAAAACGUGGUAAGCUUGGCUGUGGAAGGACCACCGCCUCCGUCAGCCACGGGAAAGCUAACUCCCGGUGGACCGGGCCGUGCUCUUGGUGCGGGUCGAGGUACCAUGGGAGUCCCUCCCCCAGGAGCUGGACCUCCCGGUGUCCCUCCGGCUGGACUGGGAGCAGCUCCAGUGCAUGGUAUUGGUGGAGUGCCUCCACCUCCUCCGCCAGGAAUGGGAAGGGGAAUGCCUCCACCCUACUAG
This is a messenger RNA of Seminavis robusta, 471 nucleotides long. The record is from the annotation of a GenBank genome assembly. NCBI's taxonomy places the organism in Eukaryota, Bacillariophyta, Bacillariophyceae, Naviculales, Naviculaceae.